Molecule: messenger RNA, 2175 nt
Organism: Drosophila willistoni
Lineage: Eukaryota; Metazoa; Arthropoda; Insecta; Diptera; Drosophilidae
Gene: Wdr37
Product: WD repeat-containing protein 37
Exons: 3
Coding region: 315-1820 (501 amino acids)
Cellular component (GO): preribosome, large subunit precursor
Molecular function (GO): protein binding
Source: RefSeq, a predicted model, not a curated record
GUUUUGCACUGUUCUUCGUUAUCAUUAUUCGCCAAUAAUACUUAAAAAUAUUCAAGUCCAAGAACAAACAAUUUAACCUGCAAUAAUUCCCACCAAACGACCUUUUAAGGAUGGAUCAAUAAAUGGUGCGUUGCUGCGGCUAACCAUAAGCAUCUAAUUGGAUUUGAAUAGUGAGAAAAACGCUUGUGUUGUGUGAACACUUGGCUUGGUGGGAUACACAAAUAGAUACAUAUAUAUUUAUAUACAUAUAUAUAUAUAUAUAUUGAAGUGCAUCUGCGCCCACCCUUUGGCUCCCACACAAACACCCAUACAAAAUGAAAGCAACAGGAACAAAGGCAAAAGCUGCUCGUCUCACCAGCCUCACCGAGGAUGUGUACAUUGUACCCGAGGAUGCACCCUUUCGUGGCCGUCUGCAAUUUCUCUUUUCUCAAAUUGAAAAAGAAUUUGAACAGCUCUAUGUAGAGAAUCUGCAAUUGCAAGAUAAGCUUGAGAGUGUCACUGCAGUCAGCAACAAGGAAACGCCACCCUCACAUGAGCAGCAGCAACAACAACUGCAGCAGCAACAGCGUAACGAGCGUGCAGGUGUUUCCGGUACGGGAUUAGGCUUGAGUCCUGCCACUUUGGGAGCCACACCAACAUCUCAAGCAGAAGAUGUGGGUGCCAGUUUGUUAGCCAGUACGCAUAAGAGUCUGAAGGCCAAGCUUAGCAGUGCCACAGGUGGGAGCAAGGCAAAGGCCAGCAACAAGAUCAAGGCCCAAACUAGUCGCAUUGUGUCCAGCUUUAAGAACCAAACUGUCGUCAGCUCAGUGGUUCGAGAAUUUGGUGGUCACAAGGAUGGCAUCUGGCAGGUGGACGCCAAGAUAGGGCAACCCAUUAUCGGGACUGCAUCAGCAGAUCACACAGCUUGCAUUUGGGGCAUAGAGAGUGGUCGCUGCUUGCUGCAGUAUCAGGGACACGCCGGAUCGGUAAACUCCCUCAAGUUCCACAAGCAUCGUGAUUUGGUGCUUACUGGCAGCGGUGAUGGAACUGCUCAUAUCUGGCAAGCGGCUGUCAACUGGGAGGUUCCUAAAAAGGGCCAUUCCUCUGAGGAGGAGCUCGAUGAUAGCGAUGAACAGGUAGAGGACAGAGAUCGUUUAGACACUUUGCGUACACCCCUCUGCGAAUUCACUGGCCCUGGCGGCCAUCUAUCUGUCGUGGUUGCUGCCGACUGGCUCUCCAGCAUGGAUCAGAUUAUAACUGGCAGUUGGGAUCGUACUGCCAUAUUGUGGGAUGUCGAAACAGCUCAACCUCUACAGCCUUUGACUGGCCACGACCACGAGCUGACGCAUGUGUCGGCCCAUCCCACCCAGCGUCUAGUCGUAACAGCUUCUCGUGACACCACCUUCCGUCUGUGGGACUUUCGCGAAGCCAAGUCCAGCGCCGUAUCAGUGUUCCAGGGACAUACAGAAACUGUAACCUCAAGUGUGUUUGCGCGUGAUGAUAAGGUAGUGUCUGGAUCAGAUGAUCGUACUAUUAAGGUGUGGGAGUUGCGGAAUAUGCGUUCCGCCCUGGCUACUAUACGAACCGAUUCUUCGGUUAAUCGCCUGGCCGUUUCCAGUGGCGGGAUCAUUGCCAUACCCCAUGACAAUCGGCAGAUUCGUUUAUUCGAUUUGAAUGGUCAACGGGUGGCUCGAUUGCCACGCACCAGUCGUCAGGGACAUCGUCGCAUGGUUUCCUCGGUGGCCUGGGCCGAAGAGCCUCUGCUGAAUUGUGAUCUAUUCUCAUGCGGUUUCGAUCGACGAGUCUUUGGCUGGUCCAUAAUCAUGCCGAAGGAUAAUUGAAAAUUACUAAAACCAGGGAAGGUAAGGAGUCGUAAGGGAAUGUGAAGAAGUAGAACUACAUGCAGGUGCUCGAAUCAUGAACAAACACACAUGAAUAUAUGUUAACCAUAUAUUCAAAUACAUAUAUAUAGAAAAUAUCAAGUAUUAUAACGCCAACAAUGAAAACAUUUUGUCACCCACGAAACGAUGUUGCUUUUAUGCCAAGGAUAUUUAUAUUAUAAUCACUGUUAUUAGGCAUAUCCCUAGAACUAUUUUUAGCUGUGUUUUAUUAUAACUAAAUAUCAUAACUUAAUCUAAAUGUCUAAGGCAUGGUUUUAAUAAAAACGAACAUAAUCAUUUGUCCACCUUUAGUCAA